AUAUACACAAUUCCUUCUUCAAAUUGGUAUUGGAAGUAAACUCCUAUAAAAAAAAAUCCAUAAACAAAGAAUGUAUGCAUUCGCCAUUAAGAAAUAUAAACUAUACAUAAUUCUCAAUAAUCUAAGGUAUUUUAGACUGUAACAAGAAAAGGUCAAACACACAUACAUACGUACGCCCUGAUAACAUCGUAAUCUUCUCUUCGUCGGAAGCUUCUUUCAGCAAAUCUCUUCGAGGACUCUUACACUCAUGACAUCCCCUCCUUCUCCCUUCGCUAUUUCCCCUGCAGCCGCCGUAGCAGCAGAUUUGCCUAAUGACCCUGACCUGACCAUCGUUGGUUUCUUGAAGUCACCAGAUUCAUUACCACUCUAUCUCUUAAUCGGAAUGAUCGUUUACACCGUCUCUAUUCCACUACUGCAACUGCAGUUCCACGCUUUUUGCAUUGACAAGUGGUUUCAGUUAUGCUCCACUUGCCCGUCAUGUCGCGGCAUCCCAGUUAUUUAUCACCCUCUUUUAAAUGUAUUGAUCCAGAAAUAG
Messenger RNA from Arabidopsis thaliana (thale cress), 535 nucleotides. RefSeq lists its product as uncharacterized. The transcript is spliced from 2 exons. The coding region runs from base 248 to 535 and encodes 95 amino acids. Lineage: Eukaryota; Viridiplantae; Streptophyta; Magnoliopsida; Brassicales; Brassicaceae. The record is from RefSeq and is marked reviewed.